AUGCUCGGUCUGUGCCUUUACGUCCCCGUGUCCAACUCAGAUCCAGUCGAAGUGGAGUAUUUUGAGUCUAACGGACUGCCGUCGGAGCUGAAGUCUCUCUUUACCCAGCUGAGUGUCUUCCUUCCGUCCCAGGAGUUCUCUUCUUAUCAACGAUGGCGAGAGAAAGGUUCAAAAAGGGAAGAAAGCAAGUCAGAUGGGCAGCUGGACUUUGAGGAGUUUGUUCAUUAUUUGCAAGAUUAUGAGAAAGACCUGAAGCUGGUGGUGAAGAGUCUGGACAGGAAGAAUGCAGGUCAAGUUGAUCCCAAGGAAUUCAUGCAGUCUCUUCGGGACCUCGGCGUGCAUAUUUCCCUUCAGCAGGCAAAGGAAGUCCUUAAAAGCAUGGAUAAGAACGGUAUGAUUACAAUCAGCAGCAAAGACUGGAGCAAGUACGCCAUGGUGGAGAAGACUGACAACAUCCCUGAGAUCAUCCUCUACUGGAAACACUCCACGAUCUUCGAUGUGGGUGAGAACCUUAUGGUGCCCGAUGAGUUCACCACAGAGGAGAAGCUGACAGGAAUGUGGUGGAGGCAUCUGGUCGCCGGUGGAGGAGCUGGAGCCGUUUCCAGAACCUGCACGGCACCUCUGGACCGACUCAAAGUCAUGAUGCAGGUUUAUGGAUCCAGAACCAACAACAUGUGCAUCAUGAGUGGGCUGACGCAGAUGAUUAAAGAAGGCGGAAUGAGGUCGUUGUGGAGAGGCAACGGAGUCAACGUCAUCAAAAUCGCCCCCGAGUCGGCCCUUAAAUUCAUGGCAUACGAGCAGAUUAAACGCUUAAUCGGCAGUGAUAAGGAGACCCUGAGCAUCUUGGAGCGGUUUGUCGCCGGGUCUCUGGCUGGAGUCAUCGCCCAGAGCUCCAUCUACCCCAUGGAGGUGCUGAAAACUCGUCUGGCUCUGAGGAAAACGGGCCAGUACUCUGGAAUUGCGGACUGUGCGAAGCAGAUUUUCAGGAGAGAAGGACUCGGAGCGUUUUACAAAGGCUACGUCCCCAACAUGCUGGGCAUCAUCCCCUACGCAGGCAUCGACCUGGCUGUGUAUGAGACUUUAAAGAACAGCUACCUGCAGCAGUACGGUACCAACAGCAGCGACCCUGGCGUCUUCGUCCUUCUGGCCUGCGGCGCCGUCUCCAGCACUUGCGGUCAACUCGCCAGCUACCCCCUGGCUCUGGUCCGAACCCGCAUGCAAGCGCAAGCCGUGUCGGAGGGCAGCCAGCAGGUGUCGAUGACCGGUCUGUUCAGGCAGAUCCUGCAGACAGAGGGGCCCACGGGGCUCUACAGAGGCCUGGCCCCCAACUUCCUCAAAGUCAUCCCCGCCGUCAGCAUCAGCUACGUCGUGUACGAGCACCUGAAGACACAGCUGGGGGUGACGUCGCGCUGAAGUACAGCACGUGGCGCCCCCCCCCUCCCCGUCCUCCUCGUCCUCCCACUCAAACAUCCCAACACCUCCACCCCGCCCCCCCUUCCUCCUCCUCCUCCUCCCAGGGCUCGUGCUAGGGAAUCCCAGGGACCUUGUGGCCCCUGAGGGUUCGUGGAGCCAUCUCAUUCUGUGAAUGUCAGCUGACGAAAGAAGAGAGCUUUGGCAAAGGCCAAGGUGGAGGUUAGGUUAUGGACUCUGUGAGCUCAGGUUGUCAGAAAAACUGCUGCUAUUUUUGUUGUAAAGCUAACAGAAACACGUGGAAUGUCAGCCAAUGUAAAUCAAGGACCAAAUGUAUACUGUUUUUGUCUUUUUGUGUUAAGGUGCCUGAGCAAAUGUCUUGUUUUUUUUUUUUUUUUUCACAUCGAGACAUUGUAAGCUCUGAUCACUCAGUUUAUGAUGCACCAACGCCCCUGUAAUGCAAAAAAAAAAGAGAGACUGCAUCAUAUCAGGGUAUAUUUGCACAGAUACAGCAUUAAUAAUAUAUACGGCUUCUGGCUGUAGGACUAGAUGUGUUCCUAAUGGGGAGGAUUUUUGCACACGAGUGAGUCUGAAGUCUCCACCCCUGUCCUGAAUGAAUGCAAUGAUGGAUGAUGAGGAUUUUCUCUACGACUAUUUAUUCCCAUCCAUAUAUUUAUUGUUUUUAGUGACUCGAAAAGGAGGCUGCACUGUCUGGGAGCGUUAAAGGGCUUUUUAACUUAAGUGCGAUUGUAUUCAACUGACAGUGAAACACUAAAUGUAGGGCUUUGGAGUCGCUGUGGAUGAAAUACUUGUUGCUGUGUCUGUUUUGUUGGUGUCAGAUCUUCUGUUAUAAACUAAUGUGAAUAGGUGCCCUUUAACAGGAAGAAUGGCUUAAUGUUCACCUCAGGUUUAAAGGCAAGGUAUUGUUUAAUUCACACAGAUAGGACUUUUUUUUUUUUUUUUGCAUCUUCAGGCUUUACACGUUUAUACUUGGAAUAAGGGCAAAACAUGAGCGACAUAAUGCACUUUAAUCAGCACUGGAAGGGCGUCUGAAUGUCAUUAAUCCAGGUAUUAAGAUUCAAUUUUUUGUUAAUGUUUUAGUAUUUUAAAGGACCAUUAUUUUGAUGCAAAUAAAUGCAAAUUUUCCUGUAA
This is a messenger RNA of Sphaeramia orbicularis (orbiculate cardinalfish), 2562 nucleotides long. RefSeq names its product calcium-binding mitochondrial carrier protein SCaMC-2-A-like. Lineage: Eukaryota; Metazoa; Chordata; Actinopteri; Kurtiformes; Apogonidae. Gene Ontology annotation, molecular function: calcium ion binding. Gene Ontology annotation, cellular component: mitochondrial inner membrane. Gene Ontology annotation, biological process: transmembrane transport. The coding region runs from base 1 to 1413 and encodes 470 amino acids. The record is from RefSeq and is a predicted model, not a curated record. The transcript has 10 exons.